AUGGACAACGCGAGCAGCGGUGUUUCCGUGGGCGAGGUCAUCACGUCCAUCUUCUUGUUGGUCGACACACGCGUCGUUCUCGGCUCCAUUGCACCCAUCCUUCGUCUAGUGAUUCCACAAGCCACCAUUUCGCCCCCGGCUGCCUCUAGGAAUCCCUCCUCUGUUCCUGACAACGACGACGCAGGUCCAGCCACGUUUGCCGGCACCCGCUCCUCGAACCACCCGAGCGAACGAGGAGGGAAUGCGGCUCCAGUGUCCUUCCCAUCCCCCGACCACGCCUCGUACGAAUUAGACGACUACCGUGCAAUCCAAGCGCGCAAAGACACUGACGAGGCCGAGCGACGGCGCCAAGAGAAGAGAAAAGACAAGCGGGCGUGGCUCGAAGAACAAGACGAGAUGAAGUUCUCCCACAGCAUCCAGUUCAAUGCUGUCCCAGACUGGAGUAGUCACUACAUUGCAUACAGCAACUUGAAGAAACUGAUAUACCAGCUUGAGAAGACCGCUCACCAAGGACUCGCUGGCGAUGGCGAGUCUCGACCAUUAAUAUCGACAGAAGACCCCGAGGAAGUCUUCAGCCGAGCAUUGGGCAUCGAACUGGAGAAGAUAUGCUCCUUUUACAAUGCCAAGGAGGGCGAGCUGCGCGAUGAGGUCAACCAGCUACUGCACGACAUCUCGCAGCGCGUCGUUCCAGAUGGAACCACCUCCAAUGCACUCCAACCGACCUCCUCGAACGGACCGAGAAGGCCAAGCUUGGCUCGACAGAUGAGCUCGAGUGGCCUUGUUUCGGACGACGACGUCGAGGAAAGUGCUAGCGACGACGACGAAACGACCGGUCUGACGCAGCCCCGCAAGCAUAGCUUUGGGAGGAGGAGAACCAUUGCCAGUACUACAGGCGGCCAGGGUCACGACUUGACGACCUCGUCAGAGUUCGCGCGCUCCAUACGCAGGCGAAGCACGACCGUCGAUGACUACGGCGAGCAGUCCGCCCUCUUCCCCUCCGGACUGUACUCCUCCGACAUCAUGCUGAAGAAGCGCAUCAUCAGCCUCUACGUCCAGCUGUGCGAGCUCAAAUCAUACGUUCAGCUCAACCGGACUGGUUUCAGAAAGGUGCUCAAGAAGUUUGAUAAAAUUGUCGACAAGGACCUCAAGGCCAAAUACCUUCCCGAGCACGUCGACACUGCCUACCCGUUCAAAGACGAGACCAAGGAGGCCCUCGAGCAGAACAUUGAGAAGAUGGAGGAGGCAUACACCGAGGUCGUCACUCAGGGCGAUCGGGAGGCCGCCAAGCGGGAUCUGCGCUCGCAUCUGCGUGAGCACGUCGUUUGGGAGCGCAACACGGUCUGGCGCGACCUCAUUGGUAUCGAGCGCAGGGCGGAAGCGGCGCGCCUCGGUCAGUCUCUUCUUGGCACUGACCCGACCGCGACGUCGAGGAGGUUGCAAGGCGACGAGGCGCAAGCUGAGACUAAGGGCAUCAGCACACCCAUCGGCCGUUUCAGGGUGCCCGCUUGGCUGCUCAACUCGUCCAUGUACACUCUCCUUGGCUCCUUGGCAGCCUUCUUUGUGCUUCUCUACCUGCCCAUCAUGGAGAAGGCCGAGCAGCAGAACUGCCUGGCCAUGCUGGUCUUGGUCAGUCUGCUGUGGGCCACAGAGACGAUCCCUCUCUUCGUCACGUCCUUGCUUAUCCCGUUCCUGUCGGUGCUACUCAACGUGGUGCGGGAGGAGGAUCCCACCAAGCCGCCUAAACGCCUCUCGUCCAAGGAGGCUACAUCGGCUAUCUUCGCGGCCAUGUGGACGCCCGUCAUCAUGCUGCUGCUCGGCGGCUUCACCCUUGCAGCUGCGCUGUCCAAGUGCAAGAUCGACAAGCGGCUGGCGACCCUGGUCCUCAGCAAAGCUGGGACGCAGCCGAAGACGGUGCUGGUAGCGAACAUGUUCGUCGCUGCCUUUGCAUCUAUGCUCAUCAGCAAUGUUGCGGCUCCCGUCCUCUGCUACUCCAUCAUCGAGCCCAUGUUGCGCACCCUCCCCUCCGACUCAAGCAUGUCCAAGGCCGUCAUCAUCGGCAUCGCGCUGGCCUCCAACAUUGGCGGCAUGCUGUCGCCCAUUGCCUCGCCGCAAAACGUGGUCGCCAUGGGCAUCAUGCAGCCGGAGCCCACCUGGCUCCAGUGGUUCUUCAUCGUCAUUCCAGUCGGUGCCAUUUCACUCAUCCUGAUCUGGCUGCUUCUUCUCGUCACCUUCCACCCUGGACGAGGCACUACCAUCUCGCCGAUUCGACCCGUCAAGGAAAGCUUUACUGGUGUGCAGUACUUUGUUUCUUUCAUCACCAUCGCCACCAUCGCCCUAUGGUGUGCUAGCCACCAGCUCGAGGGUGUCUUUGGCGACAUGGGCGUGAUUGCCAUCAUUCCCAUUGUGCUCUUCUUUGGUAUUGGCAUCCUCACCAAGGAGGACUUUAACAACUUCCCGUGGACCAUCAUUAUUCUUGCUGCCGGUGGCCUGUCGCUCGGCAAGGCUGUCCGGUCGUCUGGGCUUCUGCACACUGUGGCUGAGCUUGUCUCGGACAAGGUGGAGGGCAUGAGUCUGUAUGGUGUGCUGGUUGUUUUCUCCGUACUGAUCCUUGUCGUCGCCACAUUCAUCAGUCACACUGUUGCCGCUCUGAUCUUCCUGCCCUUGGUCUACGAUGUCGGAGUUGCGAUGGAUCAGCCCCAUCCGAAUCUGUUGGUCUUUGGUGGUGUGCUCAUGUGCAGCGCCGCCAUGGGCCUGCCCACCAGUGGUUUCCCUAAUAUGACUGCCAUUAUGAAGGAGGAUCCUGCUGGGCAGAGGUACUUGCAAGUCAAGCAUUUCAUCAGCCGGGGUGAGCUGGUCGCCGCCGCCAUGCUCUCCGCGUUCACAGCCCGUCCCAUCAUCGAGCUGCGGCUGCGGGACAAGUCAAAGAUCGAGUCCAUACUUGCCCAUGGCGAUCGUAUCCUUGUUGGAUUGAACACCGGUGCGCUGCGCGUGUAUCGCCUGAACGACCUGCAUCCCUCGGACGACUCGAAGCCAAGCCCGAACGAACAAGUCGUCGCUAGUCCGCCACAGAAUGGCGAGAGGCCACCGUCGCGGUCAAAUCCUUCCCGACCGACAGACUUGUUACGCGAAAUAGAAAAGUUCUCUACCAGGGGUAUCGAGCAACUCGCCAUCAUCAAGGAAGCCAGCACGAUCAUCUCGCUGUCCAAUUACCACGUCUCGCUGCACCAUCUACACAACUACGAAUUGAUCGAGACCCUAUCUCGAACAAAGAACGCGACGUGCUUUGCCGUCACCUCGAACAUUGUCAAAGAUGCCGAGACGGGCAUUCCCGAAAUCAUCAGCCGACUGGCUGUCGCUGUCAAGAGGAGGAUCCUGCUAUGGUCGUGGCACGAGAGUGAGCUGAGCGAGCAGGUCGCAGAGAUCAGUCUGUCGGAAACAAUCAGGUCCGUGACGUGGGCGAAUGCGACAAAGCUGCUGUGUGGCAUGAACGGGGGCUAUGUCAUGGUCGAUGUCAUAUCGCACGAUGUCGAGGAGAUUAUGAGCCCCGGCACAAUGCAGGCAGGCAACCAGGGUAGUCGCUUCGGUGCCGUCGGCAGCGCUAGUAUGGGCUACAUGGGCUUGGGAGGAUACAUGCCGAAGCCACUCGCCGCGCGACUCGCAGAAGGAGAGAUGCUACUCGCCAAGGAUAUCAACACCCUGUUCGUGGACGACAAGGGCAAGCCAUUAGAUCGGAAACAGAUCCCCUGGCAGUCCGCGCCAGAGUCCAUCGGAUACUCCUACCCAUACAUACUUGCUCUCUUGCAGCCCUCGAAAGGCUCGCUCGAAGUGCGCAACCCAGAGACGUUGACCUUGCUGCAGUCGAUCUCCCUCCCGGGCGCGUCCCAGCUUCACUUUGCGCCUCCGACGUCCAGUCUGGCCCAUGCAGGGAAAGGCUUCCACAUCUCCAGCGAUCGGUGCAUAUGGAAGAUGGAUACAACGGACUAUGACUCGCAGAUCCAAGAGCUGAUACGGAGCACGCAAUAUGAUGAAGCCAUAAGUGUCCUGGGAAUGCUCGAAGAUGCCCUCCUGAAAAAUAAGACGGAGACGCUCCGCGAGGUCAAGAUGCUCAAAGCAGAGGCACUAUUCAGACAGAAGAAGUUCAGGCAAUCGAUGGACCUCUUCAACGAAGACGACGUCCAUGCGCCGCCUGAAAGGGUUCUACGGUUGUUCCCACCCAGAAUCUCAGGGGAGCUAUCAGCAUACCCCGAUCAUGAAGAAGGUUCGCCGCAGCAGACCGACACUCCGUCGAAGAAGACGAAUGGAGCACGGCCGGACAGUCCAGUCGGGUCGGCAGAUCCAUCAUCGCCGCCAAACAUUGGUGGUUUUGCCAAGCUCUUCGGAGGUGGGCAUAAGAAGGCAUCUGACGCUGCCUCUAUCACAUCCAAGAAGGAGACCAAGGAGGGGCCCGAAGCAGAUGACUCGUCGGCCAAUGCUAAAGACACUGAAGGCCAGGAUCCUCUUGUGCUCGAGGGCAAGGAUUUGACAAACGCCGUGCUGGAGCUGAACAGCUAUUUGGCGGGAACGCGCGCUCGUCUACAGCGCGUCAUUGAACCGACCACGGGCCUGCUCAAGCCACGGAGUGACAGCAACGGCAGCCUCGAAGAUGCUGCGGAGCGUUUCUUGCGAACCUCGCCCACUGAUUCUGAGAAGGAACUGGAAGAGACCUUGAGGAAGACAUUCCGCGUGGUCGACACGACGCUUUUCCGAGCGUACAUGUUCUCGCGACCGACUUUGGCAGGCUCGCUCUUCCGCAUUCCCAACUUCUGCGACCCUGACGUGGUCAAUGAGCGCCUGCUUGAGCAGAAUCGCUACAUGGAGCUAAUCGACUUUUUUUACGGGAAGAAACUGCACAAGGAAGCACUUGAGCUUCUAAAGAAAUUUGGCUCCACGACAAAACCUGACCCAGCGGCCCCUACACUGCAUGGACCCGAUAGAGCCAUACAAUACCUCCAGGGACUGUCGCCCGAGAACAUUGACUUGAUCCUCGAACAUGCCAAGUGGGCACUCAAGGCAAACGCAGGCUACGCCAUGGAGAUAUUUGUGGGCGAUACGGAGAAUGCAGAGACGCUGCCGCGCGAGAGAGUACUGGCUUUUCUCAAAGAGCAAGAUUCUCAGCUCGAAGCGCAGUAUCUGGCUCACAUUAUCGAUGAACUUGGCGACGACACACCCGAGUUUCACAACAGACUCGUCGAAUUGUACGUGCGCAACUUGACGACCAUGGCCAAGGGUGAAGAGUGGGAUCGUACCAUGGACAAUUUCCUCAAGUUCCUCCGCGAGUCGAAACAGUACAGCCUGAGCAAAGCAUUCAGUCUCAUACCCCGAGAUGACGCUAUCUUUUACGAGUCGCAAGCCAUCGUGUUGAGCAACAUGGGUCAACAUAAACAAGCGUUAGAAAUUUUUGUCUUCAAGCUGAAGGAUUACACGAAAGCGGAAGAUUACUGCAAUCGUGUGCUUUUGUCACAAGAUACGCCCACAAGCGUCGAGGACCCCGACGACAGUACUCCUUCCAUCUACCACACCCUCCUGUCUCUGUACUUGCAACCGCCAUCACCACAUAAGCCAGAUUUACCGCCAGCUCUCGAUCUCCUCUCCAAGCACGGCUCGCGCUUGCCAGCGACCUCCACGCUCAGCCUGAUCCCAGAUGACAUCCCCGUCGGCGAUCUCGAGGCCUACUUUCGUGGACGCAUACGCGCAGUCAACAGCCUUGUGAAUCAAACUCGCGUUGUUGCUGGCCUGCGCAAGUCUGAGGGCAUUUCCGUGGCGGCGCGACUGCAUCUGGGCGACGAUCAAGAAGGAGGCCAAGGUGGACGGAACAGGCAUGUGACGAUUACGGAUGAGAGACAUUGCGUGGUGUGCCACAAGAAGCUCGGUGGCGGCAUGAGGAUGGGCGGUACGGUUGUUGCGGUGCUGCCGGACAACACAGUCGUCCAUUAUAGUUGCCUGAGUCGAGUACCUGGCCAGCGUCCAGAGAGCUCGAGAGCACCGAGCUGGGGCCGAGGGUUCUGA
Emericellopsis atlantica is the source of this 6045-nucleotide messenger RNA. RefSeq names its product SPX domain-containing protein. The transcript has 9 exons. Gene Ontology annotation, cellular component: fungal-type vacuole membrane; cytoplasm. Gene Ontology annotation, molecular function: protein binding. The record is from RefSeq and is a predicted model, not a curated record. The coding region runs from base 1 to 6045 and encodes 2014 amino acids. Gene Ontology annotation, biological process: intracellular protein transport; endosomal vesicle fusion; vesicle-mediated transport. Lineage: Eukaryota; Fungi; Ascomycota; Sordariomycetes; Hypocreales; Bionectriaceae.